AUCACAUAAGCGAAUGAUUGUUUUAAUCAUCUAUGGUUUAUAUUAUCUAUGAUGUUUGGAUAUUUAAUUUUUCAAAAUAAUGAGUGGUGAUAAGAAUGAGUUUAGUGUUUACAAAUUUUCAUAAUUAUAUUUUAGUUCUCAGAUAGAAGAAGUCUUUUAAGACUUGAUCUUAAAUUUCAAAAGACAGUUUUGAUGUUUGAAGCUGAUCCAACGCAUUACCAGACGAGCUCGCUACUUUCCACGUGCUGUGAUGGCAUUGCCUCCGUUUACCUGGGGAGGCACCUCCCCUCUGGCUCUAUGGUUGCCAUCAAGAAGUUCAAUUUGGACAACUCGAAGGAGGAAGAAAAUUUGAUACAGCGUGAAAUAAUAGUGACGCGCCAGCUGCAACACCCGAACGUCCUCGCGUACCACACUGCGUUCGUGACCGGCCUGGAAGUGUGCGUGGUGUCCCCGCUGAUGGGGUUCGGGUCGUGCCAGAGCCUGCUGGCCGAGCACUUCGUGGACGGGCUUCCGGAACUGGCCAUCGCCCACAUCGUCCGCGACGUCCUGCAGGGACUCGAGUACAUCCACAGGAAGGGCUACAUACACAGGGCAGUGCGCGCCAGCCACAUCCUGGUGUCCGCGUGUGGCCGAGCGUGCCUGUCGGGCCUGCGGUACGCGUGCCACAUCGUGGAGAACGGCAGGUGGCAGCGCAGCAUCCACUCGUUCCCGCACAGCUCGGCCAGGAACCUCAACUGGCUGAGCCCGGAAAUGCUUGAGCAGAACAUUCACGGCUACAACGAGAAGUCUGACGUGUACAGUGUCGGGGUGACAUUGUGCGAGCUGGCCAAUGGCGUGGUGCCCUUCGCAGACAUGCCUACCACCCUCAUGCUGAUAGAAAAGGUGAGGGGGUGCGCGCCUUUGCUGUUCGACUGUACGACCCUGCCUCUGUACGAAGACUUGGAACCAGGCCAGAAUGUCCAAAAUGCUAGCACCAGCAAUGUGCAGUACAAGGCGAUGCAGCAGCGACGCUUCUCGGAGGCAUCCCACCAGCUGGCCGAGCUCUGCCUGCAGCGGGAGCCCACGCUGAGGCCGUCGGCCGGCCAGCUGCUGGCCCACUCCUUCUUCAAGCAGUGCAAGCGCAGCGGCGCCACCAUGGCCGAGCUGCUCCAUCCAGCGCUGCCCUUCAGCGACGCCAGGGGCGACGCGCAAGAUAAAUUAGCGGAAAUGGAGUUAGAACCAGACCAGUGGGAUUUCUGAGAAGCUAAGCCAAAAUCAGUUGUAAACCAGUACAUGUAUUAUAUAUAUUUUGUAAAUAAACUAUGUUCAAAUUUUGUUUCACAGUUA
This is a messenger RNA of Bacillus rossius redtenbacheri, 1326 nucleotides long. It is a transcript of the gene Stlk, whose product is annotated as STE20-related kinase adapter protein alpha. Gene Ontology annotation, cellular component: serine/threonine protein kinase complex. The coding region runs from base 193 to 1239 and encodes 348 amino acids. The record is from RefSeq and is a predicted model, not a curated record. NCBI's taxonomy places the organism in Eukaryota, Metazoa, Arthropoda, Insecta, Phasmatodea, Bacillidae. Gene Ontology annotation, molecular function: protein kinase activity; protein serine/threonine kinase activator activity; ATP binding. Gene Ontology annotation, biological process: protein export from nucleus; protein phosphorylation; activation of protein kinase activity. The transcript has 7 exons.